AUGGCCAGCCCUAUCGGGUACCUCAUCCAUCCAGACCCCUCGUCACAGCCGCAGAAACCGGCUUCGCAAACGCUCCCGGGCAUCACCAGUGCCCACAGUCCCCUCGCUGUUACCUCGAGCCCGGCGUCGGCCUCUAGGUUUCCAACUACGUCCUUGGCCUCGAGCGUGCCGGAGCAACGAGGUGCUCGAAACCUACCCGGUGAUCACAACCGAACACAACCUCUCUACCAAUGCGCAGAUUGUCUUCGACAGGUGUGUUCCAAGGCAUUCGCCCGAGCCGACCUCCUCAAGCGCCACCGUGCCAACCAUCAGGAUGGCAAUGGCAGUAAACGCAGGCGCAUCAACUCGGAUCCAUCGGCGAGCCGGGUAGGACAGGCCUGUACCGCUUGCGCAAAGGCGAGGGUGAAAUGCACGCGCUGCAAGAACCGCGGGCUGGCCUGCGAGAUUCCUGUCUCAGAGGACGCGGCUGCGUACAUGGCCCAUCUCUCCGCAAACCGCGUGGGGCACACCGAGUCGACCCCUGAAUCGUGCUGUUCUGUCUCGUCUAGCCUCGGGCAGGCAGAAGAUCCGAUCCCCGUAGGCUCGACCUCCUUUCCAUAUGUCCAGUCUGCUAGUCCCGAGGACGGUAAAGAUGGUACUGGCACCCCUGCGUACGCUGCGUACGAUAAAGGUGCUGAAUUCCACACUGUGGGAGCGCCCUCGGGUCCGACAUCUCAGAGCAACUUUGGUAGCAUCCGAUCCCAUCCCGGCGGCGAUCUGCAGUAUGUCGGGCAGGAAGAGGCAGCCAGGGCUCAAUUCCCGGACUUCCUACGCGACGUCUUGUACGACCAGUCUUUGGGCAGCCCCAUCAAAUCAUCAGAAUCCCAGGGGCCAAUGUUGGACUUCUAUGACGAUGUCAACCUCGAUUUUAACGAGUUCGAUUUCAACAUGCUCAACUACUGGAUACCCGACCCUCCCUCAGAUAUGUCGACACAGGUGGCCAACCCAGAGGACCCCGUCGGCAUGACCGAGAUGCGCUCGACGUUGGCCAAGAUUUGGACCGAGUCUCCGUGGAGAUGGACGCCAGGAACGACAGACAGCCGCUUCACUGAGCAACCGAACCUGCCUCUUCCAUUCGCCGACGCAAACAGCACCAAGAUUCACGAGAAUCGAGCAGCGGGAAGACGUGUGGCCAAGGAAGCGCUCCGCCCCUCGUGCAGGGAUAAGAUUCUCGCCAUCGUCUUGAGUACCUGUCGCGAAACCAGCAUGGCGAACCGCGUCGCGUCGUCCUUCCCGGCAACUGAUACCAUUGAUUCGUGGAUCAACAUCUUCUUGGCUGCCCACAUGUGUCAAGUCUCGUCGUGGAUUCACUACGGCUCCUUCUCACUCAAUAGUCAGUGGCCAGAGUGGCUCGCCGUCGCUGCCGCCUCCGGUGCUGUCCUGACCGCCGUCCCCGCUUUUCGCCGAUUUGGUCUUGCCCUGCAGGAGGCGAUACGCACUGCUAUCCCGGAGAGGGUAAGUCACUAG
This is a messenger RNA of Thermothelomyces thermophilus ATCC 42464, 1506 nucleotides long. RefSeq lists its product as uncharacterized. NCBI's taxonomy places the organism in Eukaryota, Fungi, Ascomycota, Sordariomycetes, Sordariales, Chaetomiaceae. The record is from RefSeq and is a predicted model, not a curated record. Gene Ontology annotation, biological process: regulation of DNA-templated transcription. The transcript is spliced from 4 exons. Gene Ontology annotation, molecular function: zinc ion binding; DNA-binding transcription factor activity, RNA polymerase II-specific. The coding region runs from base 1 to 1506 and encodes 501 amino acids.